GCAUAUGGACGAUACUUGAUUUUAAAUACUCAACCGAGUUCCCUCUUUAAAUACUCCAUUUAAAAAUAUACUCCACAAUUAUGCAUUUUGUAAAUUUAAUAAUAAAAAAAAUUGCCGAAACCAGGGAUCGAACCAGGGACCUUUAGAUCUUCAGUCUAACGCUCUCCCAACUGAGCUAUUUCGGCGCGAUGUACGAUUUUCCACCGAUAUUAAACAACUCUUGAAGAUUACGUGAGCCAUUUGAACAAACUAGUCCCUUCUUGGGGAUAAAUUUUGUUACUCCACACUCCGACAGUAUUAAAAAUCAACAUAGCGCGGAACAAUUACUCCUUCCAUACGUACGCAGGCACUUUCGCCAUCGACAACCGACUGAAUCGGAGGUCGCCUAAAAACGAGGGUAAAAGAAUGAAAAGUGGCGGUGGCACCGCUCGUAUCAUUUUCACCGACGGCCUCUCGUGCGACCGACUCUACUCGAUUUUAAACCCGCACCGAGCCGUAAUCACCUACUUUGGAAUCGAGGUUGGCGGUUUAUUGUCGUUUGUUUCGACUUCUUGGAUUCGUUUCCGGAGCGACUGUCUCGAUGUGACCGCUAGUGCCUGGUGUUUCGCUACAGUGUCGGGACUUUUCAUGGGUCAACUUUAGGAGAAAAAUGGAGACGAGACUGUUGUUCUUUUCCUCGCUGAUUUUCGCCGUCCUGGAGCCGACACGUGGUCACGGACGUCUCAUAGAACCGCCGUCCAGAGCGUCCGCGUGGCGAUACGGAUUUGACACUCCUCACGAUUACAAUGACCACGAAUCUUAUUGCGGCGGAUUUACGCGGCAAUGGAUCAAAAAUGGUGGCAAGUGUGGGGUCUGCGGAGACGCCUGGGAUUCCAAAAAACCGAGGGCUCACGAGUACGGGGGCACUUACGGACAGGGCGUUAUCGUCAGAAAGUACGGGGUGGGGGGCUUGAUGAACGUCAGGGUGGAAUUAACGGCCAACCAUCACGGUUACUUCGAGUUCUCCAUUUGUCCAGAUUUCAAAUAUACGACUCAGGCGUGCUUGGACGAAAACAAACUCAAGCUGGUGAGGCCGCAGGAAGGGGUCGACCACCAGGGAUCCAGAUAUUUUCCCAAAGAAGGCAACAAGGUUUACGAAAUGAAGUACAGGCUACCAAAGAGAACGUGCAAGCAUUGCAUAUUGCAAUGGCGAUAUAUAGCCGGCAACAACUGGGGCAACUGUCCGAACGGCACCGGCGCCGUAGGCUGCGGACCCCAAGAAGAAUUCCGGGCCUGCGCGGACAUUACGAUUUCGGGCAAGCCGACCGACGAGGCGAUGGUACCACCGGACGUGGAGGUCGUCGAAGACGGCGAGGAUUACAACGAGUUGGUGCCCCUGAUAGACACGCCGACGGUGCCGCCGAAACCGUCGCACUACAAUCCGAUUUCCGCCAUCGUCGUCGCCGUCGUGUCUUUUUUAGUAGCAUUUUUAGCGUUGUUCCUGCUCUAUUUUCAUUUCUACCGGGUUGGUAGUGCCGUGCGCGACUUUUUGAAGAAGCGCACCGAAAAGUCGGGCAAAAACUUCCCUCCCGCCGUUCCCCCCAGGUCCAGGAAAGGCAGCAGGGGCAACGAGGAGGAUCUCCCCGUCGAGACGCGCGGUUGAAGUUAUCGUGUGAUAUAUUUAACUCUCGUGAGCGAUUUCCUCUUCUAGAAAGGUAUAAAAGUCUGACGCAAUUAUGGUGUACGGUGCGUCCAUUGUAAAUAAGUACGUAGGAAUUCGGCGAAUAAUUCCAAAGAUUUGCGUGUAUAAAAGGAAUUACGGAGCGCACCCUUCGCAAUUUAACGACGAAUCAGGGAUAUUGAGUGUGCACAAAUAUUUUUUUAAAAUGUAAAAAUGCGAUGAAAUUUACGAUGGUUGUUAGGUGGUGUCUUAGGAAACAAAACAUCUAUUAACAGUGACGAAUGAAACAUUUAGUGUAUAAAUUCGUGUUGGCCGUCAAUUGAUCACUUAUCUAUUAUUAUUUAAUAAUAAUAUAUAUUUUAUAUUAAAUUAUUAUGCAUGUGUGAUGUCCAAUUUACCUUUAUAGGUAUAUAAUAUCCAAAAACGAUACUUAGCGAGUCGGGGAUUCCCAGUAAUAAUAUCGCACAAUAAAAAUAAAUAUAAAUGUCGUAGUAUUUUUAAAAUUAUUUUGAUCAAAUGACCAUCGAUUAAUAAUUAGAUUAAUUACUAAUUAAAUUCAUGAAUCUUUGUUUACCUUUCAGUGUUGAACAGAUCAUAAUAUUUUAAUAUGAAGCAUUAACAUUUUUCUUUAUGAUUAUUUUUUUUCUCUUAAAGAUUCAUUAUUAUUUAAAGUGCUUUAUUUGCUUUUUAUUUUAUUACGAAAUUAGGUGUCCACUUUAAUUAGGUAUACUUAUUAUAGGCGUCUUUUGGAUGCAUAAAUCGUUUUAUCGAUAUUUCGUGUCUACUCCGCUGUAGAUGUUAUAAUAAAAUUGAAUGUUGUGGAUUUUUAAAAAUGUUAUUUAUUAAUUAUUUAUUUUAUAAUUAAUUAAUAAUAAUUAAUAAUAUUAAUUAAUAAUCAAUACUAUUAAUUAAUAUUAAUUAAUUAAUUAAUAUUAAUUAAAUUAAGAUGACGCUUUUAUGAGUCGGGCGGGCAGGGGCUCGCGCUUUUGCGGAGACUUUUCAGGAUACUUUCAAACGUAUCCAAUGUUUUAUAAAAAUAUUGGUGCAAAUGGCAACCUCCCACAGACCUCUAAACAUUUUUUAGAGGUCUGUGCUUCACUUCACACUCAAGCCUGAUGCUAGCGGCGUACUUUUCACAUCGUAGAUGAAUAAUAUUUAUUCGAAAUCGAAGUGCAAUCAAUAAUACCACCGUGUAAGUUAGAUUUAGGUUUAUUUUUCAGUGACUUGUUACAUAUUAUUUGACUAUAAUUCCUUAGUUACGAAAUAAAAUAUACAUACAACUAUUUGUAGUCACAGUUACUGUUUUGUACCACCUAGAACAUGCCAAAUCAUGUCUACCAUGACAUAUUUGCAUAAAUAAGAUUUUUUUGAGGAUCAUUUUUUUCUUUAUCCUUAAGCUGAUUUUAAAUAUACAUAAACCCACGAAAAAAUUUUUUUUGU
This is a messenger RNA of Cylas formicarius (sweet potato weevil), 3100 nucleotides long. RefSeq lists its product as uncharacterized. The transcript has 5 exons. The record is from RefSeq and is a predicted model, not a curated record. Bases 650 to 1642 code for a protein of 330 amino acids. NCBI's taxonomy places the organism in Eukaryota, Metazoa, Arthropoda, Insecta, Coleoptera, Brentidae.